Microplitis demolitor is the source of this 1876-nucleotide messenger RNA. It is a transcript of the gene mtTFB2, whose product is annotated as dimethyladenosine transferase 2, mitochondrial. The coding region runs from base 105 to 1370 and encodes 421 amino acids. Gene Ontology annotation, cellular component: mitochondrial matrix. Gene Ontology annotation, molecular function: mitochondrial transcription factor activity; rRNA (adenine-N6,N6-)-dimethyltransferase activity. Gene Ontology annotation, biological process: transcription initiation at mitochondrial promoter; rRNA methylation. The record is from RefSeq and is a predicted model, not a curated record. Lineage: Eukaryota; Metazoa; Arthropoda; Insecta; Hymenoptera; Braconidae. The transcript is spliced from 5 exons.
GUAAAUGAAAUGUAGAGUGUCAACAAUUAAUUUAAAAUUUUUGCACAUGUUUGGUGAAUAUUAUAUAUAUUAUAUAAAUAAUAAUAAAUAAAAGUUAUAAUAAAAUGUCAGUGAAGAGUAGAACUAAUAUGAUCUUCCGAAUGUUUGUUACACGAAUAAAACAGCCAUCAGAAACUGAAGUUGGUUUAUUUAACGUUGACGUUUACCCAAAAAUAUCACAAACGCAAAAACUACCUUGUUACAGUGAUUCAGAUUUAGAUGUUAAUAAAAAUGACGAUUCAGGUGAAAUUACAUUAAACGAAAAAACUACAGUCAAUAAAAAGGUUAUCCAGGUACUGAGUGAUACAGGUGAUGUUGAUUUGAAUCACAUUCCGCGAGAAUGUUUAAGAAGACUACGGGUUCCUCAAUCACUACAUUUAUUAAAUAAAAAUACCGCUAAAGAGUUUUCAUCAAUGAUUGUAAAUGAUGUAAAAUCAAAUAUACCUGUGUUGGAGAUAAAUCCUGGUCCUGGAUUUUUAACUGAAGAAUUACUUAGAAAUGAUGUAUCUCGAGUUUAUUUAUAUGAGAGACUUCGUAAGUUUGAUUGGUACCUCGAUCCCCUUGUAAAAAAAUAUGGCAGUCGAGUGGAGGUACGGCACCACAAUAUUUUAAAUUUACAGUAUAUUGAAGUAAUAGAUUUGAAAUCAGGGAGUACGAAUAUGCAAAAAAUUUUUGAGGGAAUUGAAAAGAAAGAAUGGCAUGAAGAACCUUCGAUGCAAAUUAUUGGAGCAGUAUCUAAUGGCCAAUUUUUAAAUUACUUACAAUAUUCAAUGUUGACGCGAUAUUUGUCUGAUUUUGGACGUGUCAUUUUAUAUAUUGCUACUCGUCCAUCAAUUGUUAAAGGCUUCGAAGAUAUUCCUGAUCACACAUUUCACAAAGCAAAAAACAUAUUUCUCCGAACAUUUUUUGAUUUUAAAAUUCUUGGGUCAUUACCAAGAGAAUCAUUUUACCCAUUUAAUAUGGCUGUAAAAUCAAAACGGCAGAAUCACACUCAUUAUCUUGAAGACAAUGAAAACAUGUCUGUGAUAAGAUUGGAAGCUAAAAAAGAUUUCAUCUCAGAUAGUUUUACUAAACAUGACGCUGUUCUAUAUUUGUAUUUUUUGAAAUUACAUUUGAGGCGACGUGAUUCACGUAUUAUUCCAUCAUUAGAAAAAUGGAUUCCUGGAUGUGGACGACAAUUAAUCAGACAUAAUUUGAAUAUCCACACAAGAUUUGCUGAGUUGACGUCAUUUCAGUUAUUUAUGUUAUUUAAAAUAGUCAAAUCUUGGCCUCAGUUUGAAACAAGUUCAUUUUUAGAAUUUAUAAAACCUCAUUUAGAAAAAGAUACGUAACAGUAUUUAUAAUUUCGUUUCACUAUUAUUAUUUCAAUUAUUGUAACUACUGUUAAAAAAAAAGUCAUGUAAAUAUGCAUUGUUUAUAAAAAUAUUUUAAAUCACAAUUGUUGAUCAAUUAACUGUUGGAUAAAUUUAUUUAUAUUUAUACUCAGUUAAAAGUUUCUCAUACAGAUAACUCAUAUUUUUUAUUUUAUCUCCAUAAAAUGUAUAUGUGAACUUUAAACUCACAUUUAAUCUAACUCUUCAUAGUCACUCUGCUAUAUAUUUGUUUCAAGGAUUUGAUGGUAUUCAAAACAAGCAAAAAAAAUAAAAAUAAAUAAUACGUUGAAGGUUUUCAAUGCUAAUGACGACUUUCUAAAAAUAUAUACAAUACCUUGGGAUUUCCGAGCAUCACUUUUUAAUUUUUUACAUUAUCAACAAGACGUUUAUAUCGUUUUUCCCGGUGAUGAAAUUCAAAUGAAAAUUAAAAUUAAAAUUGAUAAUACCGCUGCAACUACUACUAC